Molecule: messenger RNA, 1472 nt
Organism: Pleuronectes platessa (European plaice)
Lineage: Eukaryota; Metazoa; Chordata; Actinopteri; Pleuronectiformes; Pleuronectidae
Product: DELTA-stichotoxin-Hcr4b
Exons: 3
Coding region: 286-690 (134 amino acids)
Biological process (GO): cytolysis in another organism; pore complex assembly; monoatomic cation transport
Cellular component (GO): pore complex
Molecular function (GO): channel activity
Source: RefSeq, a predicted model, not a curated record
AACGACAGACCGAAAGAUUCGCAUCUUGAUUCCGUAGAGUCCUGACAUUUAGUUUAUUACAUAAACCAGCUUGUUGUUGAAGGAAAUGCAGGAGAAUAAACCUGCAGCACCGUCAGUAGCGGACACAGCGCGUGUGAAAAACAAAACAACUGACACACAGCUGAUCUGCGGCGCAACGACAGCCAGUGAGUCCAGAGAGCUGGGGGAUCGACCUGUCUGGAGACACUUCUCUUUGGCACUACGCAUGCAGGCGUGACUCUUCCCCUGUCACCACACCUCAUCACAAUGCCUUAUCGCCAAUGUGCCGUGGAAAUUAAAAACGAGUCUAGCCGCUACACUCUAGCCAACCCAAGGGUGUUCAUUGUGAGUGGCGUCUGUGAGAUCCCUCUGACACCAAUUGUGGGUCCCUCCUCCACUGGCAACGCAUUGUUCAACAAGACCACCGGCUGUGCAACUGGAGCCGUCGGCGUCUUCACCUACGACCUAAUCAUUGCCGAUCUGAAGGACUACAACCACUUCAUGGCUGCCAUGUACUCUGUGCCCUAUGACCGGAACAUCUUCUCCUCCUGGUUUGCUCCGGGCAUCUUUGGAAGAGAAGUUCAAUGCGACCGCGAUCUGUACGAUUUGAUGUAUUAUGGUGUUGAAAACAACUUUGUAAGGGCAAAAGCAGAUGGCUGGCAUUUCUUAUGAGCAUGAUAAAGCUAUUGUCAGUGCCUCCAAAGCAGUCUUGAGGGUGGAUAUCAGGGAUACUGGCAAAUACUGAGUUAAGAAAAGUUCUGAUUUGAUCAUGUAAACUACACUGUAAACCGACAGUAAGUUACAUAAAAUAUUCCAAGAACCUAAAUCAACUUUGGUGUUGAUGAAUCAAAACAAUUCAAGUAUGAGUGUACACUGAAUCCUAGUUAUUGGAUGUGUGAUUUUGAAAAGCUGAUCCAUCAGAUCCUGUUCUCUUUUGCUUUGGCAAUGUAUAGAUACAAUGAGCUAAUGCAGAUUUAAUUUGGCUGAUGACACCUCCUAAUACACACAGGUCUAGUUGAUGGGUUUCUUAUGGGUUUAAGUCUAUAAGAUUGGAAUUAUAUUAGUUUAUAAAUUCAGACAGUUUGUAAGUGAGGCAGUGUGAAUAAAAUAUGUGAACAAAGGAGAUCAGGGUAUUAUUAUAUUCCAUGAAGUUGCUCAGAAUAAUAGCAAAUAUAUAAUGUGCUGUGAAUGUAAUAGAAGACUCCACAAGGUGGUCCUACAAAAUCAACCACACUUUUCAGGACCCACAGUGGAGAUGAUCGUAACUGAUCCCCCUGCCCCCUGAUCAGACUGUCAAGAUCUCAAUAUAAUUCAGGUUUAAAGAUAUCAUAAGUAGUUCAGGCUCUCAUGCAAAGUGUGGGAACUAUGAGCGUUGAGUCUUCGAAAAGCAAUCAAAUCUGUUUUCACCACAUUAUUUGUUCUCUCUUUUUUUCCAAUAAGACAAAUCUUUUCUA